GCUCAUAAACCAUUAAUUACAAACUCAAAUUGACUUCAUUAUAAACAGUUCCUCAGUAAUGAAAAAUAUACGUUUUACAAAAGAGUGGAAUGCUACUUAAAGAUUCUUCCUAAAUCUAUACAUAAACCUUUUUGAAAGUAGGCUGUUAUGAAUGAAAAAGCAAUGGGCUUAUUUCUAUUUUUUCCAAAUUUGCGUCACUACAGGUUAAAAAGAUCUUCAGACUAGUCAGAAAAAUUACUGAAACUAGACAGCAGGCGUUGGCGCGUCUAAACUAAAUUAAAUUAAGGAAAAACAGUUCACUAAAAGGAUAUUACAUUUACAGUCACUCUUCUUAGCGGAAGGGGAUUAACAAAAUGAAAGAUAGAAAGUAUGAGUAUGCCCAGCAAAAGAUCACACAUAUACGGGAUAUCGCCCUAUAUACGUGGUAAUCACCCAAUUGACGAUCUUAAUCAUUCAGUAAGGCAAUAAAACUAAAGUAUCAAAAGCAAUUUCCGUAUUUUCACGAUCGAAGACCAACGGCGCUACCCUCUCGUUUUUCUUAUUUUAGAAAGUUGCCCAAAUAUGUCUAAACGUAUUAAACUUACUCAUAAACAUAUAUCGCAUCCGUUUGAGUGGGACAUUUUCGUCUCGUGUCAAAAUAAUAUCGAAUGUAAUGGUUUUGCCAGUUUAUCACCAAGUUUUCAAGUUGAGUUAUGAAAAGAGGGGCGUGCAUAAUGUCGCAAUUUUAAGGCACGUAACUCACUGGUUUUCAGAAAAUGUUAUGAUCUGGGAUGAUCAUAGUUUUCUAGUUUAAUUAACUACCCUUUGCUUCGUUGUAUCUGAACAAAAGGCUCUCCAAGGAGGUCCACAACACCGCAAUUUUAACCCUAUCAAUCAUUGUCAGCUGCGCGAAUUUCUUGAGCAAACGAUCGGCAUUACAAAUAGAUUGAUAUGUGUACAUAGUGAUCUAACUGGUUUAGAGAGCUGAAGUAGAGACAAGAGGCAACAUCCUUUCUCACUGCUGUCAUCACAACUAGCUUUCAGUGAGACUUUUCUGAGCCAUCUCCGAUAAAACACCAACUUGCUUUAAAGAUCAUGGAGUCAGAUUUGAGUUCUUCUUCAUUUUCUAUUGAUAACAUACUCAAACCCGACAAAUGUGAUUCCACACAAGAACCUCGCUCUGCAGACCGUGCAUUAACGUUAGCAGAACGUCUGGCAGAUAUAAUACUUGAGGUACAUUAUGGUUCAUCCAGAGGGAAGCAUCGGCGGACACGCACCGCCUUCACCCACCAACAACUACAGAUACUGGAAAACACUUUCUCAAAGACGCAUUAUCCGGAUGUAGUUAUGCGGGAGCAGUUGGCGGCCUACAUUAACAUUCCAGAAUCACGAAUUCAGGUGUGGUUCAAAAACCGACGAGCCAAAUACAGGAAACAGAUGAAAGACGGGGAAGAGCUAACAACGAGUGAAAUGGAAAAUAAAGCCCUAGAGAAUCACUUCAACAGCCAUGAUGCACCAUGGAGCCCACAACAUUUUUACACAACUGCCAAUCUGCCCUUCAGUCCGGGAAGUGCUGUUUCACCCCAUAGCAACUUCACACCAUACUCGUGGUCUGCCGUUCCUUUGUACGCUUCCAGCCCGUGUGGUUGUUUACCACCGUACUCGGAUAAUCAGAGGAGAUCCUCCUGGUCGUGCACGGCAUGUUACGAAAAUACAGAUGUAAAAGGCCACUUACAAUGAGUGUGAUUUGAUUUAAAUAAGUCAUAGACGAUAUUAAAAUAAUGUAAGAGAGACUCAAACUCCACAUUUAAAUGAUGGACCCAAUGUCAUCACCAGACCUCGUCGUUCCCAUCCUUUUUGUUUUUGCCUUUUUUUGGCUGAACAAUACUUGGAAAUUGCAGAAAAUAGUCAUGCUCAAAAGUCGUUUCAUUGGCCAAAUGCACAUACGUCGAACUGUGUCUUAGAAUGAAAGGUCUGUCUAUAAAGAAUAAUAAAGUUUUCGGGUGACGUGAACAUGCCAAAUAUAUAAAUAUUAUAUUUAGGUUAUGUAUAAACGAAGUACUUCAUUUAUUUCUUCUAAGUCAAGGAUCAAGGAUCCUUACACAAGAAACUUGCUCAUUAUAAACAUUUGGAUAAAAUGCUAUUACGUAGAAAAUAUCAUAAAAUUGAGGUAAUGAGGAAAAAUGUAAAUAUAUUACCAAUGUAUACGAUUAUAAAAUAGGUUUCCUAUUUUAAGUUAACUCUUAUGACAGCUGAUAUAUGGAAAACAUACCUUAGAAUAAAAAUAAAGAAUAAAAAAAUGUGUUCAUUCUUCCA
Messenger RNA from Stylophora pistillata, 2295 nucleotides. Its product is annotated as diencephalon/mesencephalon homeobox protein 1-A. Lineage: Eukaryota; Metazoa; Cnidaria; Anthozoa; Scleractinia; Pocilloporidae. Gene Ontology annotation, molecular function: RNA polymerase II transcription regulatory region sequence-specific DNA binding; DNA-binding transcription factor activity, RNA polymerase II-specific. Gene Ontology annotation, biological process: regulation of transcription by RNA polymerase II. The record is from RefSeq and is a predicted model, not a curated record.